Molecule: messenger RNA, 1470 nt
Organism: Fusarium vanettenii 77-13-4
Lineage: Eukaryota; Fungi; Ascomycota; Sordariomycetes; Hypocreales; Nectriaceae
Exons: 2
Coding region: 1-1470 (489 amino acids)
Source: RefSeq, a predicted model, not a curated record
AUGACGUCGAGGUCAACCCCGCGAAAGCACAAGUCAUCAACCUCCCGCUCCGAAGCCCCUCCAAGCUGGGCGCUGAGCGAGGAUGACGGCUCUGGGGUGGACUCUACAACCUUUUCCGACCUAAUGCCAGGUCGUCACCAAGGUUCCCCUCGGGAUAUAUUCGCUGGUAGUCUCGCUGAGCGUAGGCAUAGGGUUCCUCCUCCUCCACUGCAGCUUGGAGUUGGGCGACAGAAUGCAAGCGCUCCCCGUCCAGCCGAGAUGGAGGACAUUCCCGACCCCGUUUCUCCUCUGGGCCAAGGGAGGUAUGAGCAAUUUCAUGUUACUGAAGAUGACUCCUCUUCUUUCUACUCGCCAAACAUCCCAGAUACUGCUCAUCCAUCGCCUCUGGAGCUUAGGGGCAGCCACCAUGCUCGGUCACGAUCUCAUGUCAAUGCUGCCGUCGUCAAUGCAUACCAAGGCUGGGCUCAAGUGCACCAACACUCGAUGAUAAAAGAGUCGGCAAGUCACCCGGAGCCCCUCAUCAACAGACCCCGACGAUCCAAAAGCUCAGGGGACGGUAUGCGAUUGUCUCGACCUAUCGAGGUCCAGCACCCACCGAUGCCACAGGUGGCCAACCUCCGAGCCGAGAAUGCUCCAAGCACCCCCCUCUUCUCCCCACUGCAGUUGUACUUCAGGGGACCCGACUUUCCCAGUGUGAAGAAGGGUGAAAAGACAAUGAUUGGCGACAAUGGAUGGCUUGAGCGUACCGACAAGGGCGUUGAUGCGGCCAAAAAGGCACCACAGAAGAAGGUGGGAAUACUUGACAGUAUCAAGAAGAUUGCAAAGGACAUGACAGAGUUGCACCACAGCAAUCGUCGCACGCACCCUGCUGUUCGAGCCCGUCCAACAUCGCGGAUGGCUGUCUCUCUAGACUCGAGAGAGCAGAGCCUUCUCUACUGCGAGCUCGAGUUUCACUUGAGCACUGCGUUGAACGAUUACAUCACGGUGCAGCUAGACAAGGGUCGCUUGGUUCCAGAUAAGCUCAAAAAGGUAGCUGAUGCCUGGCAGAGCAAGGGCCGUCCCAAGAUUGUUGGGUUUCGGUACGACCUCGAGACGCAGCUCGAGCUGAUCAAUUUGCACGUCGACGACUUUCGCUUCUAUGGCCGUCGACAGGCCGACCCCGUCGAGAUCAGCGGGCUUUUGCAUACUAUGAAGGUUAACGCGCGAGCCAUGAGCAUCCGCACUUUUUGCCAGCCCGACUCGGUGAUUGCGAAGCAGCUGGUGGAUGCGCAAUCACUGUUCAAGAUGCUUGGCAUUUCGGAUGCGCAGCAAAUGGCACUGGCCGAGAUUGCGCAGUUCUUCAAAGUGAUUGUCGAACGGGAGAUGGAUCGUCGUGACCAUCGUGAGCUGCAGGGGGGACGAGACAGGGCCUCACACGCUCAUGGUGAUUCCCAGUGGACAAUGAACGCGGAGAGACGAGUCAAUGGCUGA